AUGUGUUUAUUUGAAGUUAACAAGCAAUGUUCUAGAAAUAUGACGCUUGCAAGGAAGAAGGAAACAAAAGGCGCAUAUUUAACAUGUAUAAAUGAAAAAGCAGGAGAGAAAAACAAAGCAGGUACUCUGAAGUUGUUACAUGAUAUCACGGUGUUGAGUUCUAUACAAAAAAUGAAAUGUACUGAAAAGUGA
Clunio marinus is the source of this 192-nucleotide messenger RNA. The record is from the annotation of a GenBank genome assembly. Lineage: Eukaryota; Metazoa; Arthropoda; Insecta; Diptera; Chironomidae.